Molecule: messenger RNA, 3261 nt
Organism: Penicillium malachiteum
Lineage: Eukaryota; Fungi; Ascomycota; Eurotiomycetes; Eurotiales; Aspergillaceae
Product: anaphase promoting complex subunit bimA
Exons: 6
Coding region: 1-3261 (1086 amino acids)
Biological process (GO): cell division; phospholipid biosynthetic process
Cellular component (GO): membrane
Molecular function (GO): 1-acylglycerol-3-phosphate O-acyltransferase activity; protein binding
Source: RefSeq, a predicted model, not a curated record
AUGGCUUUAUCGACUGGUCAUGUCGCUGGCCAACUCCGACACUUGAUUUACUACCACCUUGACAACAACCUGAUCCGAAAUGCGCUCUUCCUUGCGUCCCGUCUCCAUGCUUAUGAACCACGAUCUUUUGAGGCGCAAUACCUCUUAGCUCUUUGUCACUUACACAAUGGCGAGGUGAAGGCAGCUUACGAAUGUAGCCAACCUACUGGCGCUCGGGGUCUGCAUGCUGGCUGUGCCUACGUCUAUGCCCAGGCAUGUCUUGACCUUGGCAAGUACCAGGAGGGUGUAGCAGCAUUGGAGCGCAGCAAGAGCACAUGGGCAUCAAAGAACCACUGGAACAAACAUAAUGAAACCCAACGACAGCAUUUACCUGAUGCAGCUGCUGUGUAUUGCCUCCGAGGAAAAUUAUACCAUGCGCACAAAGACAUGGAAAAUGCCGUGGAUUCUUAUGUGACUUCCCUGAAGCUCAAUCCCUUCAUGUGGGAUGCAUUCUUAGGCUUAUGCUCUGCUGGUGUCGGUGUCCAUGUCCCGAAUAUCUUUCAACUCAGUCCCGAAUUACUUGCCAUCAUCUCUUCAUCCUCCAAAGACCUAGAUGCACUUUCAGAGCAUAUUAGCCCGACGGAGGGAGCCUUCCCAGUACAAACCACUGGCAACUCUGGAAUCGACCCUUUUACUGCCACAUCCGCACGUGGCGAUCAUGAACCUCCUACAUAUGGUAGCUCUGCUCUCUGGGAGAAACUGAAUGGAAGCUCAGUCAGUGUUGCAUCAACAGCGCCACCGGUAAUUCACCAUGAAGGAAUGGAAACCCCAGGUGGCCAAAGCAGCGGGUCAGAUGAAUUCCGUAUUGCUAAUGGAGUUACCGACCCUGAGCCACCAUUGGCUCCAAUGAGAAAGAAUCGAACGAUACAAGCCAUGAGUCUAGACCACACAGGCCACCCCGCCCCUAAGAUGCGUCCAACUGGUAUCCGUCCUCGCCCAAAACCACGAACUGAGUCAGACGAGCCGCCAGUUGCAACAUCUGGCAGAGAACCUCCGCCAGCCCCGCGCAUUGCUGAUCGCAAACGCACUGUCUCUGGCCAAGUCGCCCACCCGCUUCCACCGCAACCCGUUGAGCCAGGUGCUCCCCAGCGCCGCAGUAUUCGGCUUUUCAACCAGAUCAAACCUGCCACCAGCAAACCCUUCAACCCGAACUUCAAUGAUGAAACUGAGAAGGACGGUCGUGAUGUGAAGGAAGUGAAGAAAGUUAGAGGUGCGACCAAGGGUCGUAAUGGAGCGAAUUCCGGUGUCAGUCGAGUUGUGAGUGGCAAUCGGAAGCCUAUGGAGGCUUAUGACAGUGAUGGCAGAGAACAUCACCGCAUACCCCCGGUUCCUCCCCUUCCAAGGAGCACAGAGAAGACCAAGGAGAUCGAUGCCUUGAACUGGCUCUUGGGCCUCUUUACAAAGCUUGCUUCGGGAUACUUCUCAUUGAGUCGUUACAAAUGCCCCGAAGCUAUUCAGCACUUCAACUCUCUCUCCCAGGGCCAGAGAGAAACCCCUUGGGUGCUAGCCCAACUUGGCCGGGCCUACUUUGAACAAGCGAUGUACAACGAUGCCGCAAAAUACUUCUCUCGAGUCCAAUCAUUGGCCCCAUCCCGCCUCGAAGAUAUGGAGAUCUACUCUACCGUACUCUGGCACUUGAAGAAUGACGUGGAACUCGCCUAUCUGGCACAUCAACUGCUGGAGGUAGAUCGACUCUCUCCGCAGGCGUGGUGUGCGGUUGGCAAUUCAUUUUCCCACCAAAGAGACCACGAUCAAGCAUUGAAAUGCUUCAAACGUGCGACCCAGUUGAAUCCUGAAUUUGCGUAUGCGUUCACCCUGCAGGGACAUGAAUACGUCUCGAACGAAGAAUACGACAAGGCAUUAGAUGCAUAUCGUAAUGGUAUCAAGGCAGAUGCUCGCCACUACAAUGCCUGGUAUGGUUUGGGAACUGUGUACGAUAAAAUGGGCAAACUUAACGAUGCCGAACAACAUUUCCGCAAUGCUGCGAUGAUUAACCCUACCAACGCAGUCUUAAUCUGCUGCAUCGGACUAGUCUUGGAGAAGAACGAAAACCCGAGAAACGCUUUGGUUCAUUACGAAAAAGCUUGCUCCCUCGCACCGCACUCCAUCCUGGCUCGAUUCCGCAAGGCUCGCGUACUCAUGAAACUCCAUGAAUACCAAUUUGCUCUGGUAGAAUUGAAGAUUCUCAAAGAUAUGGCACCCGACGAGGCAAAUGUACACUACCUUCUAGGAAAGCUGUACAAAACCAUGCACGACAAGCCCAAUGCAAUCAAGCACUUCACGACGGCCUUGAAUUUGGACCCUAAGGCUGCCCAGUUCAUUAAAGAUGCCAUGGAAUCAAUUGAUGACGAAGAGAUGGAGGACGAUGAUGUGGCCAUCAGCUCAUUCGUAGUGGUGACUGCCUCGCUCUUCGCCAUCGGCCAAAAGUUUCCUCGCGCAGCAUUCGUCGCCCGUUGUCUCGCUGCCUACGGCUCCCUCCUUUUCUGCGCAGCCUAUGGUGUACUCGCAUCCAUUGUCCUCCGCCUCGUCGGCUACGGUCGAGUCUCCCAAUGGGCCACCGCCCGCAGCUUCAAGUGGGUGAUGCGCUUCACCACUGGCGUACGUUUCGAGAUCACCGAAGGCGAGGAGUACCUGUCUACCCGCCCUGCUAUCUUUGUGGGUAACCACCAGACCGAGCUGGAUGUCCUCAUGCUGGGCCACAUCUUCCCGCCUUACUGCAGUGUCACGGCUAAGAAGUCUCUCCGCAUGGUUCCUUUCCUCGGAUGGUUCAUGUGGCUUUCCCGUACCGUUUUCAUUGACCGCGCAAACCGCGCAACCGCCAUGAAGGCCUUCGAUGGUGCUGUUGACGAGAUGCGCACUCACCGCCAGAGUGUAUUUAUCUUUGCGGAGGGAACCCGGAGUUACUCCGAUGAGCCUACCUUGCUUCCUUUUAAGAAGGGUGCUUUUCACCUUGCUGUCAAGGCUGGUGUGCCUAUUGUGCCGGUUGUCGUCGAGAACUACUCGCAUAUUCUGUCUGUUCGGGCUAUGCGCUUCAAUGCAGGCACCAUCAAGAUCAAGGUUCUUCCCCCCAUUGAGACCUCAAACUUGACACCUGCAGAUGUUGACCAGCUCACCCAAUCGACACGCGACUCUAUGCUGGAAACCAUCAUGGAGAUGGCACAAACACAAGAAGAGAAGGUCGAAUCUCGCAUCAGUGGUGUUUCGACGGCUGUUGAAAUCUGA